AUGCGACGCCGACGUGGUGAUGGGUACACGCAAAAGCGCGUGGGCGAGCACCAUGACGGCAACCUUGGCGUGUACAUGUCGCAUAAGUUGCAAAAGCUAAGAGGACAGAAUGAGAGCUUGGUAGCGGCGUCGCCCAGUGUCCAAGCGUCGCGGAUGUUCCAGGGGGUCCAUGUAUACGUGGACGGGUAUACACUUCCGAGUAAAGAAGAGCUUCGCGAGCUUAUGUUGCUGCACGGCGGCGGGUUUGAACAUUACGACACAAGUCGCGUGACGCACAUUAUAGCCACUCACGUGCCAGCAUCGAAAUUACUGCAGCUUCAAAAAGCGAGGCGUCCAGUUCCAGUUGUGCACCCGGACUGGGUCGUGCACAGUAUCGAGCAGAAGAAACUGUUGCCCGUGCAGCCAUUUUUGUAUCGAGGCUUCGCCGAUCCAACACAGAGCAGCAUCUUGCGUGCACCGGACUCAUGCUAUUCGACAGAUUCAGUAAAAAUCGACGAUUUAGCUGCUAAAAAUGAGGUUAAGGCAGCACAAGCUUUGUCAAGUACUAGUGCUCCAAAUCCAGCGUCGAAGCAUGCUACGGAUAUCCCUGAACAAAUUGAUUAUGGCAACAAUGAAGACACGACAGCGAUCGUGGCUUUAGGGCAAGAAGAACCAGAAGAGGAAUCCGAGGACGAGUUUGAUGAUCAGCUGCCACAAACUGUGAUGGACAACUAUGCGAACGGAUCUACAAAACUCAAGACAAAUUCAACAAGAGAUGGACCUGAGUUCGUGCGACACUUUUUUGCCAAGUCAAGAUUGCAUCACAUCGGUACGUGGCGGGCUACGUUCCAGCAAAAAGCGGGUGACUUCCAGGCAAAGUAUAAGGGAGGUCGAGUGAAGAGAGCGUCGGCAUUGUCAAACGACCGGGUGAUUUUUCAUGUGGACAUGGACUGCUUUUUCGUGGCUGUAGCAACGCGAGGUCGACCCGAGCUCGAGCAACUGCCUGUUGCUGUUGCUCACUCGGGUAAUGCGGGUUCGUCAGAAAUCUCGUCGUGCAAUUACUUGGCACGCGCGAAAGGGGUGGGAGCCGGGAUGUUCAUGCAGCGCGCAAAAGAGCUGUGCCCUGAAUUGGUGGUGCUGCCGUACCACUUCGAUGCCAUCCAGCGCGUGUCUUUUCAGAUUUACGACAUCUUUUUUUCGCAUACGCCAUACGUGCAGGCGGUCAGUUGUGAUGAAGCGUUUCUUGAGUUUGAGCGAGGGACGAGUGGAAUGGAGAAGGCAACGACGAUUCGCCGAGAGAUUUUUGAGCAAACUCGUUGUCCUGCUAGUGUAGGUGUGUCGUACAACCUACUUCUUGCAAAGUUGUCUUCGAAAAAGGCAAAACCGGACGGAAUAUAUCACAUUGGUGACCCGUCUCAGGCGGAAAGUUUCAUGCUGUCGCUCAGGAUCAGUGACUUGCCUGGAGUCGGACACAAGAUACGGUCGAAACUUGACGAUAAUAGCGUUGAGAAUGUCCAACAACUCGUAUUAAAGUCGAAAGACGAACUCGUGCGAAUUCUCGGUCAAGCGUCCGGUAGAAAAUUGUUUGCAAACGCUCGAGGACAUGAUGUCAGCCCGUUAUCAGUGGAGUCCAACAUGACGCGUAAGAGUGUGUCAGCAGUCGUAAAUUUUGGGAUUCGUUUCGAGUAUUGGGGAGACGCAACUGUAUUCUUGAAAGCGCUGGGUGAGGAGCUAAGUCACCGUCUUCGGAACCUGAAAGCACGUGCCAAAUGUUUGACGCUGCUGAUUAAGAAGCGGGCGGAAGGAGCGCCCGUCGAGCCAUCAAAGUUUAUGGGCCACGGUGUUUGCGAUAAUUUUUCUAAAAGCCAUGUACUAUCUCAAGCAACAGACGAUGAGGUUGUGAUUAGCAUGGUCUGCAUUGAGUUGCUCCGACAAUUCAAUUUUCCGAGCAAGGAGCUCCGUGGAGUUGGAGUGCAGGCCUCAAAGUUGGAUUUGAGGGCCCCGAACACGAGUCAGAGAAGUGGGCAGCUUUUUGAGGCGUGGCUAAACGAUCCUGCGCAAAGUAAAUCGAUACUGCACCCAUCGCGAGAGCAGAGCGAUCCUGAGCGAGUAGACGGCGGAGCAAGAAAGCAAGAGAGCACGGAUAGAAACAAUUACGUAAGUACGGCGUUCUCGCAGAUUAACAUGGAGGUGCUAGACGAGUUACCAGAUCAACUGCAGCGGGAAAUACUGGCUUCUUACGGUCGAGUUGCGCCAACAUCGACUGCUGUCCCGAAAAGUCGUCAACCACCAAAACGGAAGACCAACGGCAAAGCGCCUCUGCGACCAAAGAACCUCGCACGAAACAUGUUUGAUUCGAAAUCAAAUCGCCGACUGGCUCAGACUUCAAUUGGAGAACCGAAAAGAGGAGACGCGCUUGAUGACAUCCGAAUCUCCCAAGUGGCCUUGGAAGUGUACGAGUCGCUACCACUCCCGAUUCGUAGAGAGGUCGAUCGAUACGCAAAGAAGCGCAAAUUUAAUCCGAUGACAGUUCCACUUCCUGGACCCAAGGGUCAACCAGGUGCCAUCAAUCUUGACCAAGUGGCAAAAGAAAAGCCGCAGCCAGUUGUAUUGUCAUCGAUCGAAGAUUUGUACGCGAACCUUGCCAAAAAUCUUCGGAGUGCCGUUGUUGUAUGCGACGAUGAAAGUGGUGAUGAUGGACAACAGGUGGCCAACAAUAAAGCCCAAUUGGCAGCUUUUGAUGCCAUCUACUCGCGCAUUUUGGUCGAGGUGGAGAACCGAACGCUUGACCAGGCUCUGCGAAUGCUCCGCUUCUUUCGCCGUAAAUGUUCUAGUGCAGCUGCGCCCGCAGAAGUCACCGAGCUUCUGAAGCACGGCUUCAACCACGUUCUUGACCUUGUAAACCAGGAUGUUCGACGACAUUUUAAUGGCAGACUGUCGUCGCAACUGGUUGCAUCACUUUAG
This is a messenger RNA of Peronospora matthiolae, 2943 nucleotides long. The record is from the annotation of a GenBank genome assembly. NCBI's taxonomy places the organism in Eukaryota, Oomycota, Peronosporomycetes, Peronosporales, Peronosporaceae.